Daldinia decipiens is the source of this 2098-nucleotide messenger RNA. RefSeq names its product ATP-NAD kinase. Gene Ontology annotation, biological process: NADP+ biosynthetic process; NAD+ metabolic process. The record is from RefSeq and is a predicted model, not a curated record. The transcript has a single exon. Gene Ontology annotation, molecular function: NAD+ kinase activity. Bases 232 to 1641 code for a protein of 469 amino acids. Lineage: Eukaryota; Fungi; Ascomycota; Sordariomycetes; Xylariales; Hypoxylaceae.
AUUACAAUUACAUACAUCAUUACAUAGGUACCUACAUAACGACGACAACCAUAACGAUACUAAUAAGUGCUACAACGAUUAAAACUUGAGAUGGUAUAAUCGCACGUCUAUUGCUUGCAUUACCACUAUAAGAUAUAUCUUGAGAAGGAAGGGGGUCUCGGCUGCUCGAUCAUGGGGUGAAUUGGUAGAUGAGUCUUCAGUCCUCGGUCUAGGCAAAAAUCAAACUUGAAGAUGAUGUUCAGACGGAGCCUUUCCCGUCUCCGUCAAGGUCUGCUCGUACAACGCUGUCAGGGUGUGAGAUGUUUUUCUCUCACCUCCUGCCGCCGAGAGAUCCUCGAUGCCUCUGUACUUCCCGAGCGCAUUCUGCCCGCGUAUAAGGAGAGUUCAACCUCUUCUCUGCUAUCUUUGCAAUGGCCAGAACCGCCGCGGAAUAUCCUGAUCAUUCCAAAGCUACAUGCUCCUAAGGUGACUGCUUCUGCUAUCUCAUUUGCGAAUCAUAUUCACAGCGAAUACCCCGAUCUGAAUCUCGUGUUCGAACGCCGAAUCGCCUCGACUAUGCACGAGUCCCUGUCUUUUCCUAUAUACGCCUCUGAUCCAAGCUUGUUUCCUCGCAAGAUUGAUCUCGUGACCACCCUGGGUGGCGAUGGAACCAUUCUACGCGCAGCUAGCCUUUUCAGUCUACAUGCCUCCGUGCCUCCCAUCUUAUCCUUUAGCAUGGGAUCGCUGGGCUUUCUAGGCGAGUGGAAGUUUGAGGAAUUUAAACGCGCUUGGCGUGAAGUAUACAUGAGCGGAAGCCGUGUUGGUGUAUCCGACCUGCAAGGUCCUCAUACACAGUUUGCUAUCAACGGCCGGCCUGAUGGGGACGAAGGCCGUCUUCACAGUAACUGGGAAGGCCUCCGUGGAAAGAGCAUGGGUCUUACUCGGUCCAGCAAAAUUCUUCUGCGCCACCGGUUAAAGGUUGGAGUUUAUGACGCCGCGGGUAUUAACAUAAACGAGCAACUCAUACCUACCCCGAUCGCUGAGCCGCAGCAGUCCACGUCGGGGACACCUAUCGAUUUAAAUCUUGCAGGGAAGAAUGGGGGACAAGCCGGGUCGCGACCAUUUCAUGCUGUAAACGAACUUGUUAUCCAUCGUGGUCCAAACACGCACCUUGCCAUUAUCGACGUCUAUGUGAAUAAUCACUUCCUGACGGAGGCGGUAGCCGAUGGAAUCUUAAUAAGUACGCCGACGGGGUCCACGGCCUACUCGUUAUCCGCUGGUGGUAGUAUUAUGCACCCCUUGGUCAAGACGCUGUUGAUCACUCCAAUAUGCGCACGCAGUCUCAGCUUUCGGCCACUUGGCCUCCCCUUGAAUACCAAGGUAGUUCUUAAGCUAAGCGAGAAAAAUCGCGGGCGCGAACUUGAAGUCAGCAUCGAUGGCAAGCGAAGGGCUGCUGUGACCGUUGGUAUGGAGAUCCGCGUUGAAGGUGAGACUGUUGGCCGUACCUCUAGCGGCAGCUGGGCUGGAGGGGUGCCUAGUGUCAUCAGGUCCCCUAUCAAGGGCGACGGCGACAGAGAUGGGAUUGCGGAGGAUGAUGACGGGUGGGUUGGUGGAUUAAUCGGCCUGCUCAAAUUCAACUAUCCAUUUGGUGACGGUCAAUGAAACUCAUAUCCGUAUUGGGGAUCGGAAUCCGAGUUUUACAGCAUGAGCACUUGUUGGGAGACCCAAGAUAGUGUCAACGAAUAAUUCAUUUAUAGGCGCAUGUGUAGUGCGUACCAAGGCAGAGGCUACCUGUAUAGAGGGUAAGGUUAUCCUGGACGUGUUAUUGUCUAACCCCUAUCUACCAAUACUUCAUCAGUUACCUCCUAGGUGCUUAUCUUUGAUGGCAUCAAGGAUACCCGGAAAGAAAUCACGUUAUUUAUCUCGGAAUCGCACUGUUACAUUGAUGUUGUUGGAUUGUUUAAGUUUGAUACAUCUCCUUGAUUAUCUUGAGCUGAAUGCAAUUUAACAGCUACCUAAUCUACAAAGCUACGCAGCUAGAAGGUAUAAUUAUCACAUGUACUUGAUCUGUACUUGAUCUGUGCUGAUCUGUGCUGAUCUGUGUCUGAAUGAAAAGCAG